UAAUAAAGAUAUUGAAAUAAUCUUGUUAUGCUUUUAUUAUAUACUCGUCCAUAGAAUAUAGUUAAUAUCUUUUAAAUUUUUUCUUAUAAACAAAGUAAGAUGUUUUUACAAUAAGUGGAAAUAAUAAUCACAGGACUGAAAUUGUAAGGAUUUUACUAUGUACAUAACCUCGGUGAAGUUAUUUACAUUUUACUAAAGAGACAAAUUAGUAUUGUUGUUUUAAAUGGAAUAACGUAUAAAGAAACAUGUUCGUUUCACAUGAUAAGAAUCCUAGUAAAAAGAAAUUUCAGAAACCAAAUAUCCUUAGAAGAAAAGCAAUAGUUAAUAAGACUUCACUAGUGAAGAAUAAAAAAGCAAAUGACUAUGGAUCAUCAUCUGUAAAGUCAUUACUGAAUACAUCAUUUGAGCUGGACCCAAAGGAUAAGGAAAUAGAAUUAGAAAAUGUAUCAAGAUAUCAAAAUAAUUGUACAGUUAGCGGACCAGUGAGAUUGAAAACUGAUAAUUCGGCUCAUUUAAACAAUACUGUAGGAGAGACAUCUCUACAAAAUAAUGUAACAUUAAAUGUUAAUGAUGAUGAAGUACCCUUAACACAGUCUAUCAAUGUGGAAUCAUUUCUAUUAAGUGAUGUAGUGAAACAGAAUUUUCCUUUAUUUAAUGCGAAUAUAUUUCAGAACAAGGAUGGUAACCAGCAACAAAAAUGGUGUUUAGAUAUCAACCGGGAAUCACAGAAAAUUGUGAUUGAACAUUUUGAUAGUUCCCAAAUGAGCGGUCUCUACCAAGAACAGAAAUCAGAUGUGAUGAGUAUGAUGGUGCCAUUGUCAGCUGUGUCCAGUAUACAAGAGCCGCAAGUAGUUUAUAAUACAACGACUGCUCCUACAAAUGUACAACAGAUCUCUAUAGAGGAGUUGACUCAAGCACCUAUUAGAUUUAAGUGUGAUGUAUCAGAUUGUAGUAAAGAGUUUAUGAGCGAACAGAAAUUAAAUAAACACAAGAACACACACAACAAAGAUGGCGCCAAAGUUCCGAGACAGAUCACUGUGGGUUGUCCCGUUAAGAAGAUACAAGAUGGCGGCGUAGAAGAAGCUUGUGGCAGAAUAUUCCAUGUUAGAGAGGAUCUCAUUAAGCAUUUAAAUGAAGAGCAUACUAUUGAAGAAGCUGUACACAGAUGUCCGGAGUGCGGUCGUCGUUUCUUCUGGGCGUCGGGUCUCCGUGCGCAUGUGCGCGCUCACUCCGUCCGCGCCGGUCGCGCUGUGCUCGCGUGUCCGUGGCCGGGCUGCACGCGUGUCUUCAGACAACCCUGCCGGUUGAGGGAACACGCGCGCGCUCACACCGGGGACAAGCCGUACCCUUGUGACUACCCGAACUGCGGCUGGUCGUUCCGUACGGCCAGUAAAUUAGUCCGUCACGCUCGUAGACACACGGGCGAGCGUCGCCACGUGUGCGGGGCGUGCGGGAGAGCGUUCCUCAGGCGGGAACACCUGCGGGACCACGCGGCCAGGCAUCACGCGCCGCAAGCGAGACGGACACACGCCUGUCCGCACGCCGAUUGCCAGCAAAGCUUUACAAACAUGAGCUCGCUGUAUAUUCACAUGAAGAAGGUGCACAAGAAGGAUGAGAGUGAAACACCACAAGUUGUCCAAACUGUUGAAAACGAGGAAACACAGAAUGUAGAGACGGAAAACCUGUUUAUGGUGAGUCUGUUGGAGCCGAGUGAAACCAACAGUACGGAGGAACAGGUCCCUGUAGAGGAAGGACAUUCAGCUCGCACUCACUGCACCUGGCCUCUACCACCACGCACUGAAUACAAUGAUGCUUAUGUACUGGAAGAUGUUCAGGUGGAGCAAUCAGAAGCUUCGGAGAGUAACAUCUACACAGUGAGAAGUGAUCUCUUCCUGCAUGGAAAUCUACUUCACAACGAAGACAGCGAACAGAUGUCGACAUGCGUGCACGUGUCAGAGUGUCAGGGCGAGGGCGACGGGGGGGAGAGAGCCGCGGAUGGACUUUCCUUGGACGCUGAUCUACUGUUAGACGCACCAUCCGUUCAUCUUGAUCAGGAGGAGCUGUACACUGACGCGGUCGACGAGUCUCCUUUUCGAGUGUUUUUCCUCAGCGGCGAGGAGCUGGUUUAAGAUUACGUGGAAUAUAAUUUAUAUCACUCUGAGUGAUAAUUUAUCGUGCAAGUCAUCUUGUCUGAGACCAGCUACUUACAACAUCGUAUGUAGCGUAACGUUUUAUGCUUUAGUUUAUUUCGGAAGUUUCCAUGUUGCCUGUACUGGUAUGUUUUAGGAUAUUUGAUAAAUUUCUAUAUGUCAAAGUUAAUUUGUUGUUCUAGUAGAGAUUGGAAAUCACAUUUCAAAAUUAUUAUCAUAGAUGAUUUUAUUAUUCUUACGAUACUCAAUUAUAUUUUAAUAUUAUUUAGAUGAAUUGUAUCUCGUCUGCUGAAAGCGACCUCUUGCGGCUUUAACUGGCACUGUUUUGUUCCAGUAAAGUUAGUUUGUAGCUAGUAUUUAGUUUAUUAUUAAAAAAUAAUGCCAAAUUUUUUGCGCAAAACGAUCUUAAUAUUAUAUAAAAUUUACAAUUAGAUUAAAUUGGUUUAGGUUUUAGUCUAACAAUUGUUACUUCAGGCUUUAUUUUUCUUAAUGUAUCGUAGUUGUUAAUAAUUUUUGCCUUCUUAAGCUGUGUAGCUGUUUUAAACGGUUGUUAGAAAUUUUAUUCCUGCAAUAUAUUUGUUUUAGAUUAAACAAACAACGGUACAAAUGUCUGUGCAUAUACAAAAUUUAUGAAUUAACGAAUUUAUGGUGCAAUAACAUUAGCUUUUGGUUAUUUAUUUAAUGGUAAAAUUUUUACAGUUCUUGCGUUUUAAUUAUUUAUACUUAAUAAGAUAUAAAACAUCACAACUAAAGUGUCUAUGUAUAUGAUUUUUUUUUUAAUUAACGUAUUUAGGCUAAAAGUCGUUAAAGAUUUAAAAAAAUCACAAUAAUAAUUUAUGUAGGUUUUAAUACAUACAUACAUACAUACAUACAGACAUAAUUACAAUAAUAAGCGCAAAUUAUUUGUUAUACAAAAACCGGCACACUUAAUUAAUUUCUAUACCAACUAAUUAAGUUUUGUCACAUUUUAUUUUAAUAGCUGAAUUAAAAUGGUAUACAUUAAAUAAAUAAACAAUAUAUGCUUCACUAACUUAGGACGACCGUUGCCUUUUUAAAUUAAUAUAAUUAAAAAAAAAAAACUCCAUCACUUAUUCUAACUGUACUUAUUGCUUGAUAGCGUUUUUAUUAAAUAUAUUUUUUAAGAGGACUACACUUCUUGUUUGAGGAAGCCAAGAGUAUAUGAUCUCGAGAUGCCUUCUAAAUUAUAUAAUAUAUUGUUCUUAUAUAUGUGAUAACGAUUUUGAUAUUUGUACAAUAUGUUGAUAUAAGUUAUAUUUUAGAGGUAAAAGUAGGCUCAGAACGAAUUUGGAUCGUUUUUUUUUUUUGACGUGUCAAACCCAUUUACGCGGGAAAGCCGCCAUCUUUUUAAACAUAGCAUUUUUACGUCAAAUUACACGUUCGACUUAUUCUGUCCUUUGAUCGCGAAUUCUUAUAUUAAAUUAAGAUAACAUAUUAGUUUUUUAUAACUGAGAGCAUAUCUUUCGUAGUACGGGGGCGUCACAGUCAAUAUAGUCACGAAACGUCCGCAAUCCGAUCGAUGCCUGUCUAUUGUAUGUGUAGUUACUUGGUUAGUUUUUAAUUAUAUUGUAAAUAAGAAAAUAUAUUUUUGGAUACACUGUGGUGAGAUGCAUAUUUUUUGAGACUGUUAUCCAAAAUCAUUUUUUUUUUGUUAAAAAUAUUAUCUAAAGUUAUGUUGAGCUCUUUAUUUGAUGUUGUAAAAAAUUUUUUAUUCAUUCCGUCAUGGUAAUUUUUUAUUACUAAUAUUUGAAAGAAAAAGUGGGAUAAAAAAAAAAUAUAUAUUUUUUUUUAAUACAUCGAUGCGAUGAAUAGUAUUUGCGGCGAUAUUUGAUAUAAAAAAAAAAUGUCAAAUAAGGAGCUGCAAAAUGAAAUUCUAAAUUAUAUUUAUUGAUAAGUUUUAUUUAAGUUGUUGCUAUAUAUAUAUAUAUAUAUAAUUUUUUUUUAUUUUAUGUAAUUUGUAUAACGUUAUACAACACCCGCACGGUAUGAGUACAGCGCUAAGUCAAUAUUAAAAUUAAUCACAUAUCAUAUUUAGUUUUGUUAUUAAUUAUAUUUCAAUUGGUUGCUUUGUGUUUAUUAAAAUUUUGCUUUAUUAUAGUAAUAAAUGUUUUGUAUA
Messenger RNA from Danaus plexippus (monarch butterfly), 4284 nucleotides. Its product is annotated as zinc finger protein 37-like. Gene Ontology annotation, molecular function: RNA polymerase II cis-regulatory region sequence-specific DNA binding; DNA-binding transcription factor activity, RNA polymerase II-specific. Gene Ontology annotation, cellular component: nucleus. The record is from RefSeq and is a predicted model, not a curated record. The coding region runs from base 246 to 2129 and encodes 627 amino acids. Lineage: Eukaryota; Metazoa; Arthropoda; Insecta; Lepidoptera; Nymphalidae. The transcript has 12 exons. Gene Ontology annotation, biological process: regulation of transcription by RNA polymerase II.